AUGGCCGAGCCGCUGCUCAGGAAAACCUUCUCCCGCCUGCGGGGCCGGGAAAAACUGCCCCGGAAAAAGUCGGACGCAAAGGAGAGCGGCCGCCCAGCCCGCCGCGCAGAGCCCAGCCCCCCAGAGCCAGAGCCCCAGACUCUCGAAGGGUACCCAGCGGGCGCCGAGGGGCCCCCCAGCCCUGAGAUCUCGCGAAGUCCCGCGCGGGGAGCCUACUUGCAGAGUCUGGAGCCCAGCAGCCGCCGCUGGGUGCUGAGUGGGGCCAAGCCCCCAGAGGAGACCGCGCUGGGGCUCAGGGCGCCCAGCAGCCGAGAGCCGGCCGGCGAGAUCUGGUACAACCCCAUCCCGGAGGAAGAUCCCCGGACGUCAGUGUCUGCGGGUCCGCCGUCAGGCGCCGGGGAGCUAGACGGUGAGCACCUACCGCCGCCCCCGGCCAAGGCCUCGCGUACCAAAUCCCCGGGACCAGCGCGGCGACUGUCAUUGAAGAUGAAGAAGCUGCCAGAGCUACGCCGCCGUCUGAGCCUGCGGGGGCCCCGGGGCGGCCGUGAGCGCGACAAAGCCGCCCCCGCUGGCUCGGUCAUCAGCCGCUACCACUUAGACAGCAGCGUGGGGGCCCCCGGGCGCGCAGCAGGGUCCGUGGGCGCGCGGGGGCACCGGACCGGCUACCUGAGCGACGGCGAUUCUCCGGAACGCACAGCUGGGCCCCCGUCGCCCACCGCCUUCCGGCCCUACGAGGCAGGCCCCACUGCCCGUGCGCCCCCGCCUGCACUCUGGGGCCGCCUGAGCCUGCACCUGUACGGGCUCGGGGGCCUGCGGUCGGCAUCCGGAGCGCCCCCGCGGGACCUCUGCUGCUUGCUGCAGGUGGACGGAGUGGCUCGGGCACGCACUGGGCCGCUGCGCGGCGGCCCAGACUUCCUGCGGCUGGACCACACCUUCCACCUGGAGCUGGAAGCCGCCCGGCUGCUGCGGGCCCUGGUGCUGGCCUGGGACCCUGGCGUGCGGCGUCACCGACCCUGCGCCCAGGGGACCGUGCUGCUGCCCAUGGUGUUCCGAGGGUGCCAGGCCCAGCAGCUAGCUGUGCGCCUGGAGCCCCAGGGGCUGCUGUAUGCAAAGCUGACCCUGUCAGAGCAGCAGGAAGCCCCAGGCACAGCUGAGCCCCGCGUCUUCGGACUGCCCCUGCCCUUGCUGGUGGAGCGGGAGCAGCCCCCUGGUCAAGUGCCUCUCAUUAUCCAGAAGUGUGUGGGGCAGAUCGAGCGCCGAGGGCUGCGGGUUGUGGGGCUGUACCGUCUGUGUGGUUCGGCAGCAGUGAAAAAAGAGCUCCGGGAGGCCUUUGAACAGGACAGUGCAGCUGUCUGCCUCUCCGAGGACCUGUACCCUGAUAUCAAUGCCAUCACUGGUAUCCUCAAGGAUUACCUUCGGGAGCUGCCCACCCCGCUCAUCACCCAGCCUCUUUAUCGGGUGGUGCUGGAGGCCAUGGCCAAAGGACCCCCAGGCCGGGCUCCCCCUAGCCCUGAGGGCACCAGAGGACUCCUCAGCUGCCUGCCAGAUGUGGAGAGGGCCACACUGACGCUUCUCCUGGACCACCUGCGCCUGGUCUCCUCCUUUCAUGUCCACAACCGCAUGACCCCACAGAACCUGGCCGUGUGCUUCGGACCUGUGUUGCUGCCGGCGCGCCAGACGCCCGCUCGGCUGCGUCCCCGAGGCUCUGGCCCGGGCCUUGCUAGCGCAGUGGAUUUCAAGCGCCACAUUGAGGUGCUGCACUACCUGCUGCAGUCCUGGCCAGAUCCACAGAGGCCCUCGGAGGCUCCAGACCUUGCUCCGUACCUGCGGCCCAAGCGACAGCCACCACUGCAUUUACCGCUGGCGAGCCCUGAGGUGGUCACCAGGCCUCGAGAUCGGGGCGGCCCAGAGAGCCCCCCUAGCAAUCGCUAUGCUGGAGACUGGAGCGUCUGCGGACGAGACUUCCUACCGUGUGGGAGAGACUUCCUGUCUGGGCCGGACUACGACCAUGUGACAGGCAGCGACAGCGAGGAUGAAGAUGAGGAGGAGGAGGCAGGUGGGCAGCAGGGCAACACUGACUUCGACGAUGACUUCGAGGCGCCCUUCAACCCGCACCUGAAUCUCAAAGACUUCGACGCCCUCAUCUUGGACCUGGAGAGAGAGCUCUCCAAGCAAAUCAAUGUGUGCCUCUGA
Molecule: messenger RNA, 2193 nt
Organism: Chrysochloris asiatica (Cape golden mole)
Lineage: Eukaryota; Metazoa; Chordata; Mammalia; Afrosoricida; Chrysochloridae
Gene: SYDE1
Product: synapse defective 1, Rho GTPase, homolog 1 (C. elegans)
Exons: 7
Coding region: 1-2193 (730 amino acids)
Biological process (GO): signal transduction
Source: RefSeq, a predicted model, not a curated record